Hibiscus syriacus is the source of this 734-nucleotide messenger RNA. Its product is annotated as MLP-like protein 28. The coding region runs from base 67 to 540 and encodes 157 amino acids. The record is from RefSeq and is a predicted model, not a curated record. The transcript is spliced from 2 exons. Lineage: Eukaryota; Viridiplantae; Streptophyta; Magnoliopsida; Malvales; Malvaceae. Gene Ontology annotation, biological process: defense response.
UUGCUUUUGUUUAAAACAACCGAACUACUCCCAAAAUCCCAGUUAGCUAAAUCUUUCUUCAAAACAAUGGCGUCUUCAUCUCUGAUUGGUAAGCUUGAGGCUGAUAUCGAGAUCAAAGCUUCUCCCGAGCAGUUUCACGACAUGCUGGCCAACAAACUGCACCAUGUGCCCCAUACCGCCAAAGACAAGGUUCGACAAUGCGAUUUACAUGAAGGUGAAUGGGGGAAAGUUGGUACCGUUUUCAACUUCCAUUACGUUCAUGAUGGAAAGGAUAAAGUGGCAAAGGAGGUGGUUGAAGUAGUAGACCCUGACAAGAACUUGGUGAGAUUCAGAGUGAUCGAAGGAGAUCUGAUGGAAGAGUACAAGAGCUUUUUGCUCACGCUUCAAGCUUUUCCCAAGAGCGAGGGUAGUGGAAGCAUAGUGCACUGGAUCUUCGACUACGAGAAGCUGCACGAAGGGAUUGGCCAUCCCGAGACUUUGCUACAACUCGGGCUUGACAUCUCCAAGGACAUCGACGCUCACCUCACCCAACAAAAGUAAAGGAUGUCCAUACUAUUACUGCUGCGUGAUGCAAUACUAAUCUGUUUAAUGAAUAAAUUGACAGCUGCAUAUCUUAUGUAUUUUGAUCUGAAUGUAUGUGAUUGGAUCGACAUGCUGUGAUCAGAGAGAGGGAGCUUUGUAUUUUCUCGUAUGUUUGUUGUUCAAUUGUGUAAUUUGAAUGUAUUUUGUGCUUC